Messenger RNA from Dentiscutata heterogama, 536 nucleotides. Lineage: Eukaryota; Fungi; Glomeromycota; Glomeromycetes; Diversisporales; Gigasporaceae. The record is from the annotation of a GenBank genome assembly.
AGCUUAUUCAGUCAAAGUAUCAUGAGGAAAGACUGUUAGCAGUUAUAAAUGUAGUGACAAAAUUUAAAAAUACACAAGAUCCAGUAGAGCUUACGGAAAUUUUUAGAUUUUUUGUUGAGCAAAUGCGAGAAGGAGUUAAUAACUGGGACUUGGUUGAUUCCUCGGCAAGCCAAAUCGUUGGGGAAUUUUUGAAAGAUAAACCUGAUAUUAAACGACUAUGGUUAUAUGAUAAACUAGCAGUAUCAAAACGAAUCUGGGACAGAAGGAUUGCAAUAGUAUCGACACAAUGUUUUAUUAAUAAUGGUAAAUAUGAUGAUACGUUAAAAUUGGCAGAAAUGUUUUUAAAUGACACAGAAGAUUUGAUACAUAAAGCAACAGGAUGGACAUUAAGGGAAGUGGGCAAGAAAUCAAAAUCAACCCUUAUCAAGUUUUUGAAUCAACAUGCACAUCAAAUGCCAAGGGUAAUGUUGAGAUAUAGCUUGGAAAAGUUUUCUGGACAAGAACGAAAGAAGUAUAUGACCAUAGGGAAAAAGUAA